Messenger RNA from Liolophura sinensis, 2315 nucleotides. RefSeq names its product epoxide hydrolase 1-like. The record is from RefSeq and is a predicted model, not a curated record. Bases 192 to 1241 code for a protein of 349 amino acids. Gene Ontology annotation, molecular function: catalytic activity. Lineage: Eukaryota; Metazoa; Mollusca; Polyplacophora; Chitonida; Chitonidae. The transcript is spliced from 6 exons.
GAGAGUCACUUGGCCCUAUGUCAGCCAUGUAUGUGUUUAAUUGGUAGCGUAACACUUCAUAUGUGUGGCAACUCGCUGCUGCUUCUCAAAUCAGAGUCAUCAGGCCUAAUACAGGGCUCUCAUUAGUCCUAGGACUGCAAAGUAGGUGUAGCUGAACAUUGUUGCGAAAAGAUCUGCAGUUCAACAACAACAUGGGCGUUUUGCUGAGAGCGGUGAUGCGGUGGGUUAUACUACGCCGUCUCUUGGCGUACGCAAUCGGCUGUGUGUAUGCUGUACCAGUAGUAUCUAUGGUCUUCGUUUCCCUUCUGAGAUCUAGAGGGGCAAUUCUGCGCAAAAAAAGGCAUGACAAAAAACCGGAAUGCCUGGAGGAUCCGGAGUAUGGAGAACAUAGGCUCGCCCAGGUCAAGGAUGUGCACAUCCAUUACGUAGUGGCUGGGAAUGAAGGCAAGCCUUUGAUGGUUUUUGUUCACGGAUUCCCCGAAUUCUGGUUCUCAUGGAGACAUCAGAUCAAAGAGUUCAAAAAGAAUUACAGGGUUGUUGCGAUUGACCAGCGAGGUUACAACACAUCGAGCAAACCUUUGGGAGUACUGAACUACACAGUGGAUAAACUCGUGGACGAUGUCAGUCAACUCAUCACAGCCCUGGGCUAUAACAAAUGUAUUCUGGUAGGUCACGACUGGGGCGGCGUCACGUGUUGGGGCGUGGCCAUGAAGUACCCGGAUCUAGUGGAGAGGCUGAUUAUCAUGAAUGCUCCUCACCCGAGCACAUUCCUGCCUUAUCUGAGCUCCACAUGGACCCAGUUCCGCAAAUCCUGGUAUAUGUUUCUUUUCCAAUUACCAUACCUACCAGAAUUUCUCUAUCGAUCAGACGACAUGAGAAGUCUGAACCGCAUCUUUUUGGGACGUAGGGCAGGCGUGAAGUCGGGCAAAAUGAGCAAGGAAGAUGUGGAGGCGUAUAAAUAUGUUUUUUCAGCCAAAGGUUCCUUCACUUUCCCCAUCAACUACAUCCGGGCAAUGACGCGCACGCGCCGUAUCAUCAGCGCUGAUGACCAGGUCACGUGCCCUACCCUGGUCCUGUGGGGGGACGCGGACCAGUUCCUGGACACUGGUCUCAUCCAACUCGCUGCUCCCUACGUACCCAAGUUAGACGUUCAGAUCAUUAAAGGCGCUAGUCAUUGGGUACAGAUGGACCAACCAGAAGCUGUGAAUAGCCACAUUAGUGACUUUCUUGUUAGAAAGUAAGAAAAAACAGCAACUCCCAGCUGAGAGAGAACGAGAGCAUGGAGAGAGAGCAGUGUUAAUAUGAGAAUAAUUAAGACAUCGUGUAAACUACGUGUGUGUAAUGUAGGUGAUUGGGUAACUGAAGAUAACUGUAUAAUGUUGAUGACGAAAUAAUGGAUGAUAAUGUGUGUGGUGUUGAUGACGUGAUAAGUGAGUGAUGUGGGAAUGCACCAUGGUGACGGCAUAAUUUAAGACUUAAUGACGGGAAACACUGACGUGUGUACUGAUGAGAAAAUUGAGGUUGACGUGUGUACUGACGAUGACGGGAUAAUUGGGGAUGACGUGUGUACGGUUGUUGGCGGGAUAAUUGAGGAUGAGGUGUGUACGGUUGUUGACUAGAUGACAGGAGAUCAGAUUUUAUAUCGUUUUACAUAUUACAGUAUAUUACAAUACAAUUGUUGUGUGUUGAAAAGAAACUAUUUUUAAUUUUUGGAAUUUUGGCUGUAAAAAUAGAUAUGUUCAAGUUUCAUCUCGGGCGAAAUCGUUUAACAUCCAUAAACCUUAUGUAUUCAUAUAUAAAAAGGCCAAUUCCAUGCUAAAGACAACUAGUCAUCAUGAAAGGACUUUGCCAAUGUCUUUUUGUCGACAUCAGCAAAUCAGAUUUCGAUCUAUAAAUUCUAAAAUACUCACCAGGAGUACAGCAACUGGUCUUCACGAAAGUUGAAAGUUUACGAACAUAUGUCACCUAUGAAAUAGGUAUAUAUAUACCGUAUAUAUGUAACACGAUAAUUUUCCCAAGCGUAUUUCUUGUUUAAAUUGAACUGUUAAAUCCAACAUUCGAAUAAACAUUGUGGCUUAAACGAAGCUCACUCUAAAUUGGCAAUGGAGGUAGGCCUACAUUUCUGGCACAAUCAUGAUGCAAAUUCCCAUGCACAAAAUCCAUAACUCUCACCAUAAUGCUGGCCACAGUCGUAUAAGUGAAUUUUUUUCGAGAACGCCCUAAAACACCAAUCAAAUGAAUAAAUAAAUAAACAAACCAAAAUCCAACAUAUCCGAUAUGUGAGAUAUGUGAGGUGAGGUUAUGCAGAGAUAAUA